Molecule: messenger RNA, 832 nt
Organism: Rhizophagus irregularis DAOM 181602=DAOM 197198
Lineage: Eukaryota; Fungi; Glomeromycota; Glomeromycetes; Glomerales; Glomeraceae
Source: RefSeq, a predicted model, not a curated record
AUGGAUGAAACGAUGAGAAAUAUAAGAAUGAAAAACGAAGUUUUGAAAAAUUAUAUAAUAGAAGAAGAAAGAGAUAAGAAUUAUAAUAAAAGAAUCGAUAUGAUUGAUGAAAUUUUAAAAGAAAAUCAAAAUUUUAUUGAUAUAUUAAGUACAGAAUUAGAAUAUUUGGUGAGUUGGGUGAUAAGAGAUAGUGAUUUUAUUGGAAAAAAUGGGACAAGAUUUAGUGCGAAAUUUGAAGUUACGAAAGAGAAUGAAUUUAAGAUUUUAUUAAGAUGUUUAUUAAUAGGUAUAAUUUUAAUAGAAAAAGGUAGCGAUGUUCUGUUGGGAAUUGAUGAAAAAGUUAGGAGAUGUUUAGAAAAUUUUAUGAAAAAUUUAAGUAAUAGGAAAAGGAUAGACGAAGAUUAUUAUUUAGAAAUGUUGGCGAUUGAAAAAUUUUUACAGGAUGAGGAUAUGAAAUUGGAUAUUUUAGGACAUUCAGAAUUAGAAAAUAUAUUAGAAGAAAAGAGAGAAAUGGGAAAAUUUUUAUUUGAAGAAGAUACAAAGAAGAGGUCAUAUAAAAUUGUAAAUUUGUUAAAAGAAUUACCGACUUAUGAAGUUCUAUAUAAAAGAAAUAAAAGAAAUAAUAAUGAAACAUGUCCAAGAUGCAAUAAUGAAAUAGAAGAUUGGUUUCAUAUUUGGAAAUGCGAAAGAAAUGAAGCCACGAUAGAAGAAAUUUUAUGAGACAAUAUUUGAGUACGAAGAAAAAAUUAAUAUUAGAAGAUAAAAAGAAGAAUUGGAGAUACCACGUGUUAUUCUACUUUUUCAUCAUGCUGAUAUUUUUUUAUUAAGCUAU